Messenger RNA from Beauveria bassiana ARSEF 2860, 1734 nucleotides. Its product is annotated as 2-C-methyl-D-erythritol 2,4-cyclodiphosphate synthase. The record is from RefSeq and is a predicted model, not a curated record. The coding region runs from base 1 to 1734 and encodes 577 amino acids. Gene Ontology annotation, molecular function: ATP binding; D-alanine-D-alanine ligase activity; metal ion binding. Gene Ontology annotation, biological process: peptidoglycan biosynthetic process. Lineage: Eukaryota; Fungi; Ascomycota; Sordariomycetes; Hypocreales; Cordycipitaceae. The transcript has a single exon.
AUGAAGAUUUGUGUGUUUCUAUCGUCCUACGAGGGCUCCGGCAGUGCACUUGAGGCUGUCGAUGAACUUCCUUGUAAUCCAGGCGCCUGCACAGACCGGCACACAUUUGAGUAUCGAUUCAUUCACAAGGCCAAUGCCAAUCAGGAAAUCGACGCUGCUGUAGCCGAGGGCUUUGAGUUUUAUUUCAACUUUCUUUGGGGCUCGCUGGACGACCCGGUUGCGGGCAUUCGCGCCAGUCAAUACUUUGAAAGCCUGAGUCUCCCUUCCUGCGGCUUCCGCAGCUGGGAGCGACUCAACACCAAGAAUGACUUUUUUGACCGAGCCAGACUUCGAGGGUCACCUCCCGUCCCCGGCACCGACCGCUUUCCGCUCUUUGUCAAGCCCGCCAACGGCUGCGCCAGCCUGCUGAUUGACGAGCGCUCCGUGUGCCACAAUGAGGAAGAGCUGGUUGGCGCGCUGAGGCGCAUCAAUGAGGGACUGCGUGAAGCGCGUGUGAGGCGCGCAGAGGCCAUGGGCAUCCAAGACACGCACGGAUAUGCCGACUCAUAUAGCCCGGUGGGACGGGACAGCGACGACAUUGUCGUGCAGGAGUUCAUCGAUGGCCGGGACUGUACCUGCUCCGUUGUCAAAAUGGGCCAAGGGUGUCUCGCCCUAGCACCCUUUAUUUACAAGACUCGACCAGUCCCCUCGAUGAAGCAAAAGUUUCUCACCUUUGAGCUAAAGCAUGACGAGCAGACUGCCAUCCAGUUGCUCUCUAAAGAGGAUGACCCGGCCCUCUUUGAGAGGAUCCAGCGGGCGGCCAUUGAGGCAUACCGAGCCAGCGACUGCAGCGGCAGCAACAUGGGUUGCGACGUCGAUAUGCGCAUCCGCCCCGACGGCGCCGUCUUUGUCAUUGAGAUCAAUCCUCAGCCAGCGGCAUUUGAACUCGAGGGGCCGUUUCAGGACCUGCCCAUCAUCCACAGUCUGCCGGGAGGCCACCGCGCCGUCAUUGACAUCUUCAUCAUGAACCAGCUGCUCAGCUGCAGCGACAUGAGGAGCAUAAGCGACAAGGUCGCCCAGUCCUACAACGAAAUGGCGCCACACUACAACAAGGAGGCCGAAGAAAAAUACAAACUUGUCGGCGUCAAGCGUCUGCUCAGUGCCGCCGACUAUAGCGGCACAAUUUUCGAACUCGGCUGCGGGACCGGCCUCUUUGGCCAGCUCCUCUCCAAGGACAAGAAAUGGUCAGCCUCGCGCGAGACGAAUCGGCUCUUUGGGUUUGACAUUUCCCCAGCCAUGCUCAAAAUCUGCAGCGACACUGGGUACUAUGACGGGACACACCUCGACGCCAUGGAGACGACGCUGGUCAACUUUGCCCGCUACUCGCCCAGCGUCGACCACGUCGUCUGCUUUGCCGCGAUUCAGUUUCUGCGGCCCGAGGCCUUUCACUUUGUCCUCGUGCUCUGCUUCGCCAUUGCGGGCCGGUCCAUUACCAUUGGCGUCGACGAGAUUCCCGACGGGUACAAUGCAGCGCUCGACGAGGCUGGCUUUGGCCACAUGCGCCAGCACAACCACAUUGCCAACAUGGAAGCGUUUGGCGAGCCGCCGGGCUGGCGACUGAAGCGAAGAGAGCGCGAGUAUAACUGGACGUCGCCCAAGACGGGUGAUGAAAUUUAUGCGACGUAUUUUAGAUUUGAGCGGGACGAGGGCGGAUACCGAAAUGUAAUGUUUGACAAGGAGGAAUUGGCGAAUUGA